Messenger RNA from Penicillium cinerascens, 546 nucleotides. RefSeq names its product putative pathogenesis associated protein Cap20. The record is from RefSeq and is a predicted model, not a curated record. The transcript has 2 exons. The coding region runs from base 1 to 546 and encodes 181 amino acids. NCBI's taxonomy places the organism in Eukaryota, Fungi, Ascomycota, Eurotiomycetes, Eurotiales, Aspergillaceae.
AUGGGAGAACCAGUCGUCAACGGCGAGAAAGUCCAUUCUCAAUUCAUCAACCACUUGACCUCUUACCCUGUCGUCUCAGACUCCAUCUCCAUGUUCAAGAGCAACCCCUACGGUGCCAAGUCCAUCGAGUUCGCCGACCACGGCUACGACCGUCUCGCCAAGCCCGUCCUACCCUACUUCCAGACUCCUUUCAGCUAUGUCGCUCCCUACCUAGAGCAAGCCGACUCUCUGGGAGACAAGGGCCUGACCAGCAUCGACUCCCACUUCCCCAUCAUUCGUGAAGAUACCCAGAAGAUCCGCGGCACCAUCUACAACACUGCCGGCUACCCGGUGCGUUUCGCAGGUGAUGUCAAGGACCACGUCUAUGAUGUCUACGGUGACGAAUACAAGAAGUGCGGUGGUGACGGUCUCGUGGCCUCGGGCAAGGCGGUCAUCACGACCAGCUUGAUGCUGUCGCAGGAGUCGCUGGCCUGGCUCAGCACCUGGCUGCAGAAGUCCAAGGCGGAGGCUAAGGAAGUCAUCAACGAGAAGACCAACAGCCACUGA